UUCUCUCUUUUCCGCUCUUUGGAAAGAGGACAGUAGAAGGUACUUUCAGUCUCUCAGUGCAGCAGAGGUUAUACACAGCGCAUCACAACCGAGAACGGUCACAGAAAACCUCAUUGGGAGCUUCUGGUCAGAAACCCAUCUCAAGAUCAUCAAGCUAGGGAGCUCUUCCAACCCAUCUGCAAAUGGGUUGCACACAGUCGAAGAUUGAGAACGAGGAAGCAGUCUCUAGAUGUAAGGACCGGAAGCAGUACAUGAAAGAUGCAGUCACCGCUCGGAAUGCCUUCGCAGCUGCUCACUCUGCUUUCACCAUGGGCCUCAAGAACACCGGAGCAGCACUUAGCGACUAUGGCCAGGGUGAAGUCCAGGACAUCCAUCGCCCUUCUCAGCCCACCCCCCAACCACCCAUUGACACCCUUCCUCCCCCGCCUCCUCCGCUACCCAACUUCUCCCCGAGUCCUCUCCAACGCGCAACUAGCAUGCCGGAGUUCCCCGUGACCAAGUCCCAUCUCAAGCCUGCGGAUACCAUCCGGGAAGAAGAUGGCGUUGACAAUGAAGAUGGUGAUGACAAUGGGGGUAUGGAACAUGACAAUGACAACGAUAGUGAACUCACAUUGCGCCGUAGCCGCCACCGCCGGAGCACUACUGGUGUUGGUGGUGGUGGUGGGAGGGCCACCGAAGCGGCGGAACCACCGCCCCCGCCUUCCCCACCUCGUACCCCGCCGAGUGAUCCUGUACCUCCGCCUUCUCCCCCGGAGUCGAAAGGCAUGACUUGGGAUUACUUCUUUAUGGUUGAAAACAUGCCUGGACCGUCCUUGAGCGAUGCCGAAGAGAUUAGACCUGGGAAGGAUGAGGGUGGUAGUGGAAUGUAUGAUGGGAGGUUUGAGAGAGUGGAGAAUGUUGGUGUUAAUGGGGGUGCUAGUGAUAUGGGUAAUGCAGUUGAGCCUCAGACGCCGGAGAAGGUGAUUGAGCCGGCCACUGCUAAGCCGGUGAAGAAGCCGAAGCAGGGUAGUCUUGGUCAUUCUCACACAGCGCCCCCCGAAGUUAAGAGAGUAGGGAGGGCUGUUCCGAGUGUCACCCUAUUGCAGAUUUUGACAGAGCUUGAUGAUCAUUUCCUUAAGGCUUCGGAGAGUGCUCAUGAGGUGUCCAAGAUGUUGGAGGCGAAUCGGUUGCAUUAUCACUCUAAUUUUGCAGAUAACCGAGGACACAUUGACCAUGCUGCAAGAGUGAUGCGUGUUAUCACAUGGAAUAGGUCUUUCAGAGGUUUACAUAAUCCUGAUGAUGAAAAGAAUGAUUUUGAUUCAGAAGAAUAUGAAACUCAUGCUACUGUCUUGGAUAAGUUGCUAGCAUGGGAGAAAAAACUAUAUGAUGAAGUUAAGGCAGGUGAACUUAUGAAGUUGGAGUAUCAGAGAAAGGUUGCUUUGCUGAAUAAACAAAAGAAGCGUGGUACUAGCACUGAAGCACUGGAGAGAACCAAAGCAGCUGUUAGUCACUUGCAUACAAGAUACAUAGUUGACAUGCAGUCUAUGGAUUCAACGGUCUCAGAAAUAGACCAUUUGCGUGAUCACCAAUUGUACCCAAAACUUGUCAGCCUUGUGGAUGCUAUGGCCAAUAUGUGGGAAAGCAUGCAUGCACACCAUGACAGUCAGCUUAAGAUUGUUUCUGAUCUCAGAGCCCUUGACCUCUCCCAUGCUCCCAAGGAAACAAGUGAGCAUCACCAUGAACGUACUGUCCAGCUGUGCAGGGUUGUCCAAGAGUGGCAUUCCCAAUUUCAGAAGCUUGUGACUCAUCAGAAAGAGUAUAUACGGGCCCUCAACAACUGGUUAAAACUGAACCUCAUUCCUAUUGAGAGUAGCUUGAAGGAGAAAGUUUCUUCCCCACUAAGGGUCCAUCGACCUCCAAUCCAGAGUCUUCUGCAUGCCUGGCAUGACAAUCUGGAGAAGCUUCCAUAUGAGCUGGCCGGGACUGCAAUAUCCACAUUCGCUGCCGUCAUCAAAACCAUCAUAGUGCACCAGGAAGAUGAGAUGAAGCUGAAGGAGAAAUGGGAGGAGACUAACAAGGAAUACAUACGUAAGAAACAGGCGUUUGAGGAAUGGCACCAGAAGUAUAUGCAGCGCAGGACUCAAUCUGAUGAAAUGGACCCAGAGAGAGCUGAAGAUGCAAAUCACAAGGAUCCUGUCACUGAGAAGCAGUUUGUUGUCGAGACUCUGAGGAAGAGGUUGGAGGAAGAGAUAGAAGCCCACCAGAAACUCUGCAGGCAGGUGAGGGAGAAAUCAGCAGGAAGUUUGAAGAUGCACUUGCCUGAGCUCUUCCGAGCCAUGUCAGACUUUGCUUUUGCAUGUUCUGACAUGUAUAACCGAUUGCGGUCCAUCCCACAAAUUCCAGAUGCACCCGAGAACCCCUCAUAACAUUGGAGUAGCCUAUAGUGUGUGCUUUGUAUUUAUUCUGCUAUAACUUCGAUGUAUUUUCCUCGGCACCAACUUAUUUUAUUUCCUCUUUCCCUCUUGCGUCAGAGUUGCUACAUGUUUACCAUUCAUUCCAUUUGCUUUUCUCCAUGAGUUUAUAGGACAGCUAUGGCGCUCAUGUACAUCCAGAGGACAAUUGCAAUCUACUGGAUUGACACCAAAGAAGCUUUGAUAGGAUUACAUUGUCCCUGGAAGUAUGUAUUCUUAAGUUGAGUUCUAAAUGUAAUGUAUAGAUAGUUGAAAGUCAUUUGUGAAUGCUGUCUUCUGUCAUGAGUCCCGGAGAUUGCUAUAUGCAGCAGGCUUGAGUGGUGCUAGCUUUCAUAAAGCAGAUGCCCAUGUCUCCAUGA
This is a messenger RNA of Nelumbo nucifera (sacred lotus), 2809 nucleotides long. RefSeq names its product protein ALTERED PHOSPHATE STARVATION RESPONSE 1. The record is from RefSeq and is a predicted model, not a curated record. NCBI's taxonomy places the organism in Eukaryota, Viridiplantae, Streptophyta, Magnoliopsida, Proteales, Nelumbonaceae.